Messenger RNA from Salvelinus namaycush (lake trout), 2434 nucleotides. RefSeq names its product 5'-AMP-activated protein kinase catalytic subunit alpha-2-like. The transcript is spliced from 11 exons. Gene Ontology annotation, cellular component: cytoplasm. Lineage: Eukaryota; Metazoa; Chordata; Actinopteri; Salmoniformes; Salmonidae. The record is from RefSeq and is a predicted model, not a curated record. The coding region runs from base 16 to 1734 and encodes 572 amino acids. Gene Ontology annotation, molecular function: ATP binding; protein serine/threonine kinase activity. Gene Ontology annotation, biological process: protein phosphorylation; intracellular signal transduction.
CGGAGCCGUUUAAAGAUGGCAGAACGACAGCAGAAACACGAAGGAUGCCGAGUGAAGAUCGGGCAUUAUCUUCUCGGAGACACUCUGGGUGUCGGCACCUUCGGCAAAGUAAAGAUUGGAGAGCACCAGUUGACAGGUCAUAAGGUGGCAGUGAAGAUCCUGAACAGACAGAAAAUCAGGAGUCUGGACGUGGUGGGCAAGAUCAAACGAGAGAUACAGAACCUCAAACUAUUCAGACACCCUCAUAUCAUCAAACUGUACCAGGUGAUCAGUACUCCUACAGAUUUCUUCAUGGUGAUGGAGUAUGUCUCAGGAGGAGAGCUGUUUGACUACAUCUGCAAACACGGACGGGUGAUAUAUCAAAUUGUAUUGGUCACAUCCACCAAAUUUGUAGAAGACAAAGAGGCUCGUCGGUUGUUCCAACAGAUCAUCUCAGGGGUAGACUACUGCCACAGACACAUGGUGGUGCACAGAGACCUCAAACCUGAGAAUGUUCUGCUGGACCAUUCCAAGAACGCCAAGAUAGCUGACUUUGGGUUGUCAAACAUGAUGUCAGACGGGGAGUUCCUGAGGACCAGCUGUGGAUCUCCCAACUACGCUGCUCCUGAAGUCAUCUCUGGAAGGUUAUAUGCUGGCCCUGAGGUGGAUAUAUGGAGCUGUGGUGUGAUCCUGUAUGCGUUGCUGUGUGGGACUCUGCCCUUUGAUGACGAACAUGUUCCCACGCUGUUUAAGAAGAUCAGAGGGGGCGUGUUCUAUAUGCCAGAAUACCUCACUCGCCCCGUCGCCUCCCUGCUGCUGCUCAUGCUGCAGGUCGACCCAUUGAAGAGAGCCACCAUUAAAGACAUUAGGGAACAUGAGUGGUUUAAGCAGGACCUGCCAGGCUACCUGUUUCCUGAGGACCUGUCUUAUGACUCCACGGUUCUGGACGAGGAGGCCUUCAGGGAGGUGUGCGACAAGUUUGAGAGCACCGAGUCUGAGGUGAUGUCCAGCCUGUACAGCGGACACCCCCAGGACCAGCUGGCGGUAGCAUACCAUCUGAUUAUAGACAACCGGCGCAUCAUGACCCAGGCCAGUGAGUUCUACCUGGCCUCCAGCCCUCCCCAGGGCUCCUUCAUGGAGGAUGGCAUGCCCCUGCCUCCCGGGGUCAAACCACACCCAGAGAGGAUGCCCCCCCUGCUGGUAGACAGCCCUAAGGCGCGCUGCCCGCUGGAUGCCCUCAACACCACCAGAGCCAAACCCCUGGCAGUGAAGAAAGCCAAGUGGCACCUGGGCAUCAGGAGUCAGAGCAGACCCUAUGACAUCAUGGCUGAGGUCUACAGGGCUAUGAGACAGCUACAGUAUGACUGGAAGGUGGUGAACCCGUACCACCUGCGUGUUCAGAGUAAGAACCCAGUAACAGACAACCUGGUGAAGAUGAGUCUCCAGCUGUACCAGGUGGACAACAGAUCCUACCUGCUGGACUUCAAGAGCAUCGAUGAUGACACCAUAGAGGCAGUAGGGUUUAAGUCGGGUUCUUCCACCCCUCAGAGGUCAGGCUCCACUGCAGGGCUCCAUAGACCCAGACUCAGUGUGGACUCAGCCUUACCUGCCGUGGAUCUCCCCCAGCUCAGCUCCUCCCUGCCUGGGUCGCUGUGCUCCAGCGCUACCCUCCUCACCUCCACCCCGCGCCAGGGCAGCCACACCAUGGACUUCUUUGAGAUGUGUGCCAGUCUCAUCACCACACUGGCCCGCUAGAGAAGGUUAACCCUGCUGGAUAACGCGAAGUCAGGAAAACUCCAGGUCCUACUUACAUAACCUCUAAAACAGAACCCUGCCCUGAGCCUUGUAGUUAGACAGUUUGAUAUCGGUGUGAUCCUGGCCUAAGUUUAGUAGAGCACUGUCCGCUGCAGGGCAGAUGUGCCUCUAACCACAUAUCUAGGGUCAGUUGUGUGUUACCUCUCUAUGUUAUAGGUUUGGGCUGGGCAUGGGAAACUGAUUCUAGAUCUGUGGUUAGGCUUCCUGUCUGUCUAGAGCCAGUCUUGCCAUGGGAACGGUUAGGGGUUAGGGAUCAAACUUGCUGGGGCAGGGUCACGUUAGGUCAAAUCUACUGUAUCCUAUAGACUGUAUAAAGAUGGGCAGCUCCUCCCACAUUACUCUCAACCUCCAAUCAGCUGCUGAAUAGCCAUCACCAUAGAACUAGCCUUAACGGAAUUGCAAACAAUUUUAUGCAUCCAGUUUUCAGGGAUACAGUUAAUUCAACUUAGCUUUCUUUUCCGCUGAAAACUGGAUGUGUGAACUCCGCUAAGACCUUUUCUUUUAUGCCUACUAUGUUAGGUUACCAUAGAUCAAACACAUUUAAUUUUUUAUUUUAAAUGUUUUUUAUAACGACACAGAUUUUGUUAUCCAUAUCAUAUAUUUAUAUUACUAUCAUUUUUAGAUGUUGAUUGAAUGACAU